Molecule: messenger RNA, 7065 nt
Organism: Uranotaenia lowii
Lineage: Eukaryota; Metazoa; Arthropoda; Insecta; Diptera; Culicidae
Gene: Usp32
Product: ubiquitin carboxyl-terminal hydrolase 32
Exons: 11
Coding region: 116-5617 (1833 amino acids)
Biological process (GO): protein deubiquitination
Cellular component (GO): Golgi apparatus
Molecular function (GO): cysteine-type deubiquitinase activity; calcium ion binding
Source: RefSeq, a predicted model, not a curated record
CGAUUCUGAGCUACGCAGAAUCAAGGAUGCAUUCAAGCGCUCGGCCGGAACUACCGGUACGGCGCUCAGCAAAGCUGCCUUCGUCCAGGAUGUGCUUGGCGACGGUGUUCCGGCCAUGGUGGCCGAUUGGCUGUUUACGGCCUGCGGUGGUACCGGUAAAGGAAUCGCCUUUAAGGAACUGCUCUGUGGACUCGUACUCCUCACCAAAGGUACCCAGGAGGAGAAAAUAAGAUUUCUGUGGACGUUAUACUGUAACGAUUCCGGCACACAUAUCCUGAGGCAAGAUUUCCUGAAAGCAAUCCAAGUGGAGACCACUUACCAAAGCAAUGCCAUCAGCUCUACGGCCAUCAAUGCCACGAGCAGCGGAAGCAACAAUCAAGCUCUGGUCAACAACAAAAGCAACAGCUUGUCCCGAUAUACGGUGGCCCUGUUUGGGCAGAAUGACCGGGUCUCGUUCGAGCAGUUCAAGUCAUGGAUCCAGAUCUACAAAGGUGCCACGGUGCUCUCGAAGUGGCUGCUACAGGAUACGAGUGUGAGUCUCAGUUCGGAGCUGGAAACUCCCACGUUCUACCAGAGUUUGGCCGGGGUAACCCAUCUGGAGGAACAAGAUAUUGGAGAUCUGGAGAAGGUGUUCUGGCUGCUGAAGGGAUUGGCCGUUACGGGACAGUUGGAUGUUGAAUCCUUGGGGCCUUUGAUAUGCCCUCCGAUACCAAAGGCUGCUUUGGGAGGGGUUUUUCUUGCUUUUGAUGAAAACCACGAUGGUCACAUUGAUUUCAAGGAGCUGUGUUGCGGUGUGAGUGCGGCCUGCCGUGGGCCAAAUGUGGAGCGGAGCAAGUUCUGUUUCAAGGUGUUCGAUAUCGAUCGGGAUGGGGUGCUUAAUUUUGGUGAAGUUGGCAAAAUGGUGGAUAUUCUGUUGUUUGUGGCCAAGGAAACUAACGCUGGCUGCUACAGAAAUAUUACCAGCAAACAAGUGAUGGAUGAACUCUAUCGAAGGUCUACUGAUAUUACAUACGGUUCCGGGGGAACCAAAAUGCAACAGGUACCAGAUCCUUUACCGGAGUUUAAGUUCACCCAGGAAGAUUUCCUCAUAUGGAGUAUUGAGAGUACGUCAAAUUUGGUGCAGCCAUUUUUGGAUUUGUUGUUCGAGGUGUGUCAUAUUGUUCUUGGUUUGAGGCCACAGUGCAAGCAUUUAGAAGGUGAUAUUGUGCGUGGAUGGUUGGCACGUGAAGUAAGACGUGGUUACAAGGUCGGUCAGUUCUGGUAUCUAAUUUCCGCGGACUGGUGGCAACAUUUCACACAAUACACCCAACCUGCAAUGAAUUCGAGCUGUGUUCACUGUAAAAUAGCAUCCAGUUAUGCGAACAGCCGUCAAAAUGCCUCAGCCACUAUAGCUGGCGUCGAUGAAGCAGUCAUCUGUGAUGAAAGUUUUAACUCUAACUCUACUGAAAGUAUGGGCGACCUGCUAAAUACCGGAGGAGAUUCAUCUAGUCUAGGGUCAGGUAGCAGUGGUAUUUCUUGUGGACGACAUCCAGGUAGUCCGCCGGGAUUGAUUGAUAACAGUACCCUCAUUGCACCGGUCCUUUACAAACCAAUGCAAGUUCCCACGCUAACCGGUGAAGGGGGUCGUCUGAAAAGAGAUCUCACCUUAGUCCAGCAUCGCGAUUUCGAGCUCGUUCCAGAUUCUUUGUGGAAGGCUCUAGCCCAAUGGUAUGGAGGUCCUCUCCCUUUACCAAGACAAGUCAUUCAACCUCUCAGUACUGCAGACGUGGAAUUGGAGCUCUAUCCUCUGAAUCUACGCAUAUUAAGACAUCAAAACCCCACCGCACAACAACAACAGCAAACGAACAGUGCAUGGGGAAACAUAUCAGGAGGAUAUGGAGUUCUCACGGGCGGGAACUAUUCGAAUGUGUCAGUUUCAAACAUGCUACAACCGCCGAAAAAGUAUCUCGCGUACACCGCUGCAUUCAGCCGGCUUGCCACCGUCAAACAGGUCGCUGAAUUCCUCUGCCAAAGACUGAAACUACGUGUCGAAGACAUACGAUUAUGGCACCUAGUGCCGACUGCCUCUUCUGUUGCCGAAUUCCCUUAUCUUCUGGAAGAAGACAACCUCAGUCUGCAGGAUCUAUCCAUAGCAGACAACGACCAACUCCUACUAGAAAUACGGAACAAAGACCUCACCUGGCCUGAAGAAUUGGGUUCACUAGCUCUUUCUCACCCAGGAAGCACCCACAGUAACCAAGAAAGACGAGGAACAGUCGCCUCAACUCAUUCCCUUCAUCCACCCGGGGCCACUGGUCUCCACAACCUUGGCAAUACGUGUUUCAUCAAUGCAGCCCUGCAAGUUCUUUUCAACACCCAACCUUUGACGCAGUAUUUCAUCCGAAGCAUGCAUCUGUAUGAACUGAACACAGGCAACAAGCUGGGUACCAAAGGUCAAUUAGCAAUCCGAUAUGCCGAGCUGCUCCGUGAAGUUUGGACCGCGUCGCAGCGCUCGAUUGCCCCGAUAAAACUUCGUUUCUGUAUUACUAAAAACGCUCCGCAAUUCUCCGGCGGAGGUCAGCACGAUUCCCAGGAGCUGCUGGACUGGUUGCUCGAUUCACUGCACGAAGACCUGAACCGGGUCAUGGAGAAACCGUACAGCGAACUGAAGGACUCGGACGGCCGUUCGGAUGUGGUGGUCGCCAUGGAAGCUUGGAAUCAGCAUCACGCUCGAAAUCAAAGUAUUAUCGUAGAUCUGUUCUACGGACAGCUGAAGUCGAAGGUGACCUGCAGCGGGUGCGGUCGUGAUUCGGUUCGAUUCGAUCCGUUCAGUUUGCUCAGUUUACCACUGCCCCUGGAGAACUACACCUACUGCGAGGUUUUAGUGACUCUGCUCGAUGGUUCCGUUCCGAUCAAGUACGGACUCCGGCUGAACUCCGAACUGAAGUAUUGGGAUCUGAAAAAACAGCUGAGCGACCUGUGCCAGCUGGAUCCGGAACUGAUGUUGAUCUGUGAGCUGUCCAACUCGCAGAUACGCUGCAUUCUACCUAACGAUCAAAAGGUCAAACCGAGCACCGCUGCCGAGCUGUACGUCUACGAGCUGCCCCAGUCGGAUAACGUUCUUGUGCGAUCCCGAGCCGGAUCGGAACUCGCCAUCAACAUCGAAAAAGGCCUCAAAGACAUACAACGGACACCAGCUCUUCUACUACCACCACUAGAGCCCAACCAGCUGACGACCAGUUCGGUUAGUACUACAAUCUCAUCCUCGUCCUCGUCAUCGACUACGGUGGACGAUACGGUAGCCAUCGCAGGUCGUUAUCGAUCAUCUGGAGAAGCUGCGGGAGCAGCAAACGGAACGAAUGGCUCUGGUGGCGCCGGGGCUAACAGCCAUCGAAGAACCGACUCCUCCGGGACGACGACCGCGUCGAAGGUAAGCCGGUGCUUUGGCAACACACUCUGCAUGCCUCCGAAUAUGUUGUGCUUCAAGAACAUACCAGAAAUCAGCGCUAGUCCAGACAGUACAUUUAUCUUCAGCGAAGGUACCCAUCAUCCGUACGGGGUGAGCAAUCCCUACGCAACUGCCAACACCACCACCUCGACGACGCAUAACUUCAAGGAUCACAACCGCCCCAAAGCUACGGCGUCGGCCAAUCUAACCAAUCAUACCGGCGAUGGUUCGGUCGGUGAUGGCUGGCACUUGUCUGCCGGAGGUGGCGGCACCACUAUGUGCAACGGAAUCGGAGAUUUCGAACAUGGGACAGCUGCCGGAGCUGAGAGUGAUAUUAUUUACAACGGGCACCUGUCGGAUGGUGAGGCCGAAUCAUUCCCGUACGCCGAUAGUUUUCAUGGGCAUCAUUCGGGAGAUGCGUUUAAUCUAAGUGCAAUUAGGCGGCCACCUAGCGCCACCAGCGGGACCAACCACUUCUCACGGAACUGCCCAAACAAUAGCGGUGUUAACAAUAGCUAUCUGAUAGCGGUUCAUCGGAAGCUCAGCCGGCAGGAUACCUACUUCUUGUCGCAUCACAAAUCCCGACCCGGAUUAUUCGGAGUGCCAUUGCUGAUACCCUGCUACGAAGGCGUUACAAACAAGCAAUUGUACUGUUCGGUGUGGGUUCAGGUGGCAAGGUUGCUCAGCCCACUUCCACCGACUCCGCCGGAUCAAUCCAACCACGCUACUGACUGUGAUGAUAGCUUAGGUUAUGAUUUCCCGUUUACCCUGAGAGCCGUGGCGAGUGGAGGACGAGUUUGUGCGCUUUGCCCGUGGUCUCGAUUCUGUCGUGGCUGUGAAAUUCCCUGCACCGACGAGUUACUUCUGCAAGGCCUCGUGGCAUCAGGACUCCCCUCAAGUAACAGCUCGACACCGAAUCUGUCGUCCCGGGAGCACACCCCAACUUUCCGCCGUAAGGUGUACGGUAGCUCGACGACAUCUUCACUAGAUGGAAACCAAUCCUCGCCGUCGCCCUCACUGCGGACAAUCAACAACAGCAACAUCCAGAUCGCCAUCGAUUGGGACCCGACGGCAUUGCAUCUGCGUUAUCAGAGCACCCGGGAGCGACUUUGGACCGAGCACGAAACGGUGGCCAUAUGCCGGCGGCAGCAAACCGAGCCGGUCGAUCUCGAUCACUGCCUGCGGGCGUUCACCUCCGAGGAGAAGCUGGAACAAUGGUACCACUGUUCACACUGCAAGCAGAAGAAACCGGCUACCAAGAAGCUACAGAUCUGGAAACUGCCACCGAUUUUGAUCGUUCACCUGAAGAGAUUCAACUACGUCAACAACAAGUGGGUAAAAUCGCAAAAGGUAGUCAAUUUCCCGUACGAAGAUUUCGAUCCGACUCCGUACCUGGCCUCGGUUCCACAGGAAACCAUACUACGCCACAAGGAAUUGCUGGAUGGGGGCGGAAGUGCUUCAGCGCACGACGUUCGCAACCACGAUUGUCAUGACGAGAUCGUGGAAUUUGACCGGGAAAUGUCGAUGAUCGAUGAGGUGAGCGACGAAGUAUCCCUUUCAUCCAUUACGGGUACGAUUGAGGCUGGCCGAGUGGAAAAAGUAGUCCAGCCUAAUACAGCAGACCAGCAUACGUCGGAAAGUGCGACGGUGAGUGAACCUAGCAAAAGUAUUACGCCGGCCAUUGCCGGUACGCAUCCGGUAGCGUGCGCGCGACAGGAAGUAUCGACGGCUGAUGACAGUCCAGAGAAGGGCAAAAAUCGGUCCAGCGUGAAACUGAAAGGACAACGGAAGCGAUUGGUUUCUUCCAGUUUGACCAAGACACCAGUGAUCGAUGGAGAGUUCAUCGAUUUUCACCAACACAACCUGAAGGCCGAACGAGAUCCGUUCGACCUUAAAUAUCAGUUGUAUGCUGCUGUGUGCCACUCUGGAAUGUUGAACGGCGGCCACUACGUGUCCUAUGCGGCAAAUCCUAACGGGUCCUGGUACUGUUAUAACGAUAGCUCGUGCCGGGAGAUACCGACUCGGCCGAAAAUCGAUCCCAGUACGGCCUAUCUGCUGUUCUAUGAGCGACGAGAUUUGGACUAUGAGCCCUAUUUGCCAAAAGUAGAUCGUAAACAGAUAUCGCCGGAGCACCUGGCGGAACUGGAAGAAAGUGACAACGAGCUGAAGAAAAUGUGUACGCUUAUGUAGAAAAUAGCGCCGGCGCUAUCGGCGCCGGUGCGAAACUUUGGCGCUGCUACGUUAGGGAAAUUUUUCAACCUAUCGUUGCCUUCAACUAGAUAAAUUAUCUCCAAUCCGCGAUGUCAAGAACCUUACUUGGACUGAAUCCCACAACACAAAUCAUCUGAACCAGAAAUCAGAACGCGUACUAUUUAACACGGGCGUUAAAGUAAUAUAAUAGUUAAUCUGUUCCUUUCUGUGUAAAUGUAUGAAUGUAAAGGUAAAAGUUUACUGUGUCCAAUCAAGUCUUACUAUGAAUAGUUGAAACAAAAAUCCUGCUUUCCUAAAGUGAAUAUCUAUUGAAAAAAGUAUGCUAGUUUUAGAGUUAAUUGUGCUAAAGACAAAACUAUUAUACUUCUGUUUCAGAACUUUGGAAAGGUUUAUUUUACACUCCAAUCCCGGAACAUUAUAUAUCAAGGAAAAUUUAUCCGAUGAAAUCGAAUAAAUACCAGCAACACCAAAAAUUGAAAAAAAUAAACAUAAACGCACUUAGGCGCUUCAACAACGCCUCAAUCAAUAAAACAGAUAAACGGUUGAUAAGAAUUUUACAGAAAAAUUAAGUAGGUGAAACAUUCGUCGAUGCAUGAUCGCUACUCGUAACGGGAAUCAAACGUAAAUCCUUCAAACAUUUACUUUUCGUUCUUGCUUCUAAGUUUUAGGAAACAACUAGCUUUAUUAACGCAAUAAGACACAAUAAGUUAAAACAAUUCACCAAUUAAUAUUAAAACGUGUUAGUACGUUAGAACAAACAAGUCAAUCAAAAGAAGAAAGUACAUGAUUAUUGCUACAUGUAAGGCAUCGGUAUAAGAUACAUUCCAUUUUUUUUUUGCGCCAUACAAUAAUAAAAUCACAUUUUUUCGAAAAAUAUUUCGCAUAUAAAAAUGAAAGCUUUUCGCUGAAUAUGUUGCUUACUUAUGGUAUCUAGUAAGGAAAUUAAAGUUAUCCUAUUAUAAUCAUAAUGAUAUUAAAUACAUCCCUGAUAAGUGAAAUCGAUAUUUCGAAUCGGAACUCAGUACUUUUAAGUGUCAUUACGGUUUGUUAUUACGCAGCGUAUUAGCUGACAAAAACCCUCUUUUCCUUUUGCAAAAUCAAAUGGUUGGUGAACAAAAAAGCUAGAAAAUUUAAAGCAAACGCGUACUACUGAAUGUGCUUGUAAGCUUCGAACGUAUUUCGAAAGUGGUGCGUUUUAAAAACCUUCGGACCGUGUUAAAUUCACAUAUAUUAAAAAUGUUAUGUGCGAUUAAUUGUUGAGCCUUCGUUGCUUUUUUUUUAUUUUAACUGUUACGGAUUCAAAUUUGUCGUUCUAUAAUCUGUAUGGUUUUUAUUACCUGUAUAAGUGAUCCCUCAUUUUUUUUGUCUUUGUUAUCUGUGAAAAGCGUCUCGUUUGAAUAAAUAUUCUAUAUUGAUUAUUACUUAAA